Messenger RNA from Dimorphilus gyrociliatus, 3657 nucleotides. The record is from the annotation of a GenBank genome assembly. NCBI's taxonomy places the organism in Eukaryota, Metazoa, Annelida, Polychaeta, Dinophilidae.
UUGUUGUUGUAGCUGUUGUUGUUGGAGCUGUUGCUGUUCUUGUUUCUGCAUUUGAUAUUGAUGCAUGUUAUAUUGAUAUUGUUGUUCUCUAAGAGAAUCCGGGUGAGAUGGGGGCUUUGAAUGAAUAUUGGAUGUUGUUUGUUGUUCUGGGACUUUGUUAUCAGUUUGCAGGGGAAAUUCAUCUAAUUGAGGAUUGGUAUGCAAUCCAGUGGUACCAGGUAUAGUUGGAUUUUCACUCAAAUGCUCCCUUGGGUUUGCUUGAUCAGACUCUCUUAUUUGUUCGUGAGAGGGCUCGAACAAUUGAUGGCCAGGCGUAGUUACAGGUUGAUUUUGGAAAUGGAUUGGAUGUCCUCCGGUAGGAUUUUCAGUUCCAGGAUUAGCAUAAGAAUUCAUUUGACCCUGGUGAGCAUAGAUAUGGGAACCAUAGUUUUGCUGAGCCAUAUAUUGAUAGUUGCCAGAGUGUUGGUGAUGUGUGUGCUGGCUGGCUGUAGGAUUAGAAGGUUGCCAACGUUGGUUCUCUGCCGGGUGAUUCUGUUGAGACACUUGUCCUUGAUGGAACCAACCUUCUUCAUUAUUGUCAUUUCCCCACGAGUCCCAUUCAUCUGCGUCUCUACUUCCAGUACCGUUUGCAGCAUUAAGCACAUUCAUGUUAUGCCGCACUAUCAAAUUCUUCCUCUCUUUUUUAGUAAAUGAUAGUGAAUCAACUGCUGGAACUGAUUAAAUACAGUCGAAAAAUUAUUUUUCUAUCCAAAAAGUUUAAUUAAAUAUUUUUACAGAUUUGACUAAUAUAUUGUUUUACGUCAAAUAGAACUUAACGUUCUAGCAGAAAAACUCCAUCUUGUUUUUCACUGACGUGUUUACCAGGAUCGCAUCAAAUAUAGUAACGCACUUAAUUUUAUUCCCACCAAACUAUCAAAUUCCUUAGAGAAAAAAUUAGCAAAUACUGCCUAUACAAAAUUCGAAUAUGUUUACGUUUCAAAUAAUUUUGUAAUUUGAAUACAAGCUCUAAUUUUAGUUGAAAGUGAAACUAUUUCCGCAAGUCCCAACAUUAAACUUGACCAGUUAAUGAAACACAACGCUAUCUCUAAUAAUAAACUCUAUCUGAUAGCCUUCUUGUAUUGAAUGAGUUGAAAAUUAGUAGGCAGGUCAAAAGAGACUUUUUCAAAACCGAAGUUCAUCUUUCCUUUGAAAGUUAUUUAAAACGGAAUAAUACAUUGAGUAUUAAUAUUAUCUAUUUUACAAGUAAACGAAAACAAAUUAAUGCAACAAAUACUCUACUGUGUUAAAAAAGAUGACUUUGUUGGAAGAAAAAUAAAUGUUUCCUUCAAAUAUAAAUCUGAGAUACACAAGUACUAUCGUAUAAAACUUAUUGGAGCGUUAUUUUUACAAUGAAUAGGCCUUGACUAUCGAUUGAUAAUACAGCGACCGUUCUGUAUACAUUGGCGACUUGCGCAAAAAUGGCAGGAGAAAUGAGACAAUUAGAAAACACUCCUAUUGGUAAUACUAUAUUAUCAGGAGAUUAUAAACUACUAAAAGAUGUACUGUCAUCUGGUGAGGAUCCUCAUUAUAAAGAUAGGAAGGGAAAUACAUACUUACAUUUAGCCAGCACAAGAAACAGUACAUAUAUUCUACAAAUUUUGGCUGCCACUUUAAAGAUAGAUGUAAAUGGCCGUAAUAAACAUGGUUUUACCGCCCUUCAUGUAUCGGCUCUAUACUGUCAAACUUGUAUUGUUCAAGACCUGAUUUGCAUUGGAGUAGAUCCGACGAUCAAAGAUAAUAGAGGACAAACUGCUGAUAUGUUAACCGAUAAUAUUUAUUGGUUGCAAACGUAUAAUAAAUACUACCCCGGUUUAAGACAAGCAAUCCAAGAUUACGACCUCGAUAAAGUGUAUUUCCUAAUUGAUAGUUGGUGUUCUAUCGAUGCAAAAUUAAGUUUACAUGGUUUACAAAUGAGACAAUACGCAGCUACACAAAAACACCAUGACAUAGGAUUGUAUUUCGAUAAAAUGAAGCCAACAUUGAUGGCAAUAAAUGCUGUGUUUGAACUAAACUAUGAUAAAUUAAAAGAGGCAUUACAUAAUAAGACGUUAUGUAAAAUUAAUUUCAUUCGAAAGGGAGUUUAUAAACAAACUAUUCUUCAACACGCUAUUCGAAUUGGUGAUGAAAGAAUUGUUAAGAUGUUAAUCGAGGCCGGAAGUCAUACAAAUAUAUUUGUUCAUGUCAAAGAUUACUUUAAAGGUCCAUUAAUUUUCGAAGCCUUUCAUUCAUCCCCUAAAAUUUUGGAGUUAUUACUUAAAAAUUGCAAGAGUUUUGAGGAAAGAGACGAGAGGGGUAGAAAUUGUCUUCUCUACCUACUAGAUUUGGAGUAUAACGAUAGUAAUAUUAAAUAUUGGAUAAGAAAUAGCGAUAUCUCUGUAAGAGAUUAUACUGGGUCUUCUUGUAAGGACGUUGCCAGAUUAACAAGACGAUUUAAAAUAGAAGAGGAAAUAAACAGACAGAUUGUUUAUUUAUUAAGAACAUCUAAUACAAAAGAGUUAAAGAGAUUAGCGAUAAACUGUUUUGAAGACUUUAGAUUUCAUUACGAGGGUAGGGAUACAUGGUUAAUAGCACAUGGUAAUAAAGAUAGAGAAUCUUUAAGAUUUCUUAUGUGGUUUGACCAUUUUAAAAAAACAAGGCAAAAUUUUCAUACUUCAAUAAAAACAAAUGAUAUCAUAAAAUUUCAAGAGAUUAUCAAAUCAAAAUGCGAUUCUGAUGAAAGUGAUGAUGAAAUAUAUACUCAAUAUACAGAUACAACAGAUUUAAUACAAGCAAAAGAUCACGGAGGAAGGAAUUGUUUACAUCUUUCAAUACUUUUCGAGAGAAAGGAUAUGGCUGAAACUAUUUUGGAAUUAUCUCCGACUAUAAUUAAUUCAACUGAUAAUCUAAAUAGAACACCUUUACAUUAUGCGGCUUACUUAAAAAACAAUGAUUUAGUAACAUUUCUGAGAGGGAAAAAUGCCAAUUCUCUAUGCGAAGAUGCGAAUUGGAAUUCAUGCGAAAAUUUAGAAAAGAAUUGGACAUUUAAACAAAGUGAAAAUUUCUGUAAUACUGAAAGAAAGGCUCAUUAUGGAUUUGAGAAAGAAUUAUACUAUUUAAGUAUUCACGAAGAUCUACUGAGAAUUAUAAAUGAUCCUUUUAAAAGUAUUCGGCAUUUUAACAACUAUUUAAAAAAAUUGAAGAUUAAAGUUUCCGAUAUUCCGAAUGUUUUAAUGAAACAAAAUCAACAAAUAUUAACUAAAUUGGACAAUUUGUUGAUGUCAGCCAUCAACAAUGGGAAAGAAGAUGUUGCUCUCCGACUACUCAGUAUAGGAUAUGAUCCUCACGUGUCUGAAGAAUUUAAAACCGAAAAUGGCGAAGUUGUUCUAAAGAAUUCAUAUGAAAGAGCAUUAGAUCAGAAUAUGAUAGAAGUUGGGAAAGUGUUAGAGAAAAAAUUGAAUAUUUCAAAAUGAACAAGAGUUUCUAUUUGAAUUGUUUUGUUGAUUGCUUAAUUUGCUUUUGUUAAAGUCUUAAUUUUUUAUUUGAAUAAAAAAGUAUUAAUGACUGAAUAAGGGGAAUAUAUAUAUAUAUAUUCUUUAUUAUACAGUAUAAGGAAUUAGAUUUAACUUGAAGAAUGAGAAU